Messenger RNA from Closterium sp. Naga37s-1, 1623 nucleotides. NCBI's taxonomy places the organism in Eukaryota, Viridiplantae, Streptophyta, Zygnematophyceae, Desmidiales, Closteriaceae. The record is from the annotation of a GenBank genome assembly.
AUGCAAUUACUCCGCGCAAUGUCCGCUGGCCUCCCACUCCACCGAACCCCCUCAGCCACCGCUACCAGCGCCCCCGCACUUGCCUCCGCACGGGUUGGGUUGAGCGCGCUUCUGUCUCCCGGUCCUGAGUCCCUCCCCUCUGGCGCCACAGCACAGGCAGGGUACGCCACGGUGGCCGUUUCCAGAGACCCGCAAUUUGCCACGUUGGAAGAUGCUGACGUGGAAUAUUUCAAGGGAAUUCUAGGCGAACGUGGCGUAAUCACGGACCCUGACGCCGUGGCAGCAGCCAACGUGGACUGGAUGGGCAAGUACAAGGGGAAUAGCAAGCUGUUGCUGCGGCCAACCACAACAAGCCACGUGGCGGACGUUCUGAAGUAUUGCAAUGAGAGGCGGUUGGCGGUGGUGCCUCAGGGCGGCAACACGGGGCUGGUGGGCGGCAGUGUGCCUGUGUUCGAUGAGUGCUUCCCCCAACCAAUCCCCCCACCACCACCCUGCCCCUCACUCUGCUGGGGCCUGUGUGGGGCGCGCUAUCAGGUGAGCGGCAUCCUGGAGUGCGAGGCGGGGUGCAUCCUUGAGUCCCUCGACACCUUCCUGGCUGACAAGGGGUUCGUGAUGCCAUUGGAUCUGGGCGCCAAGGGCAGCUGUCAGAUAGGCGGCAAUGUCUCCACCAACGCGGGUGGCAUCCGGCUCCUCCGAUACGGCUCCCUGCACGGCUCCGUGCUCGGGCUGGAGGUGGUGAUGGCGGAUGGCACGGUGGUGGACAUGACGAGGGCGCUCAGGAAGGACAACACUGGCUACGACCUCAAGCAGCUCUUCAUCGGGGCGGAGGGCACGCUGGGCGUGGUGACAAGGGUGGUGCUGCUGGCGCCCCCGCGCUCGCCCUCAGUGCACGUGGCGCUGCUGGGGUGCUCAUCAUUCGACGCUGUGCAGCAGGUGUUCUGCGCCAGCAGGCGCCACCUGGGGGAGGUGCUAUCUGCCGCUGAGUUCUUCGACCGCAGCUCCCUGCAGAUGGUGCUGAAGCACAACGAGGGCACGAGGGACCCGCUACCGGACGGGGAGUAUCCCUUCUACGUCCUCAUUGAAACGUCUGGCAGCAACCCUGACCACGACCGGGUGAAGCUGGACGCGUUUCUGGAGGGCGUGAUGGAGGAUGGCGCCGUGGAGGACGGCACCGUGGCUCACGAUUCUACUCAGGCCGCUGCCAUCUGGCACCUGCGCGAGGGAGUGGCGGAGGCGCUACAGCGAGCAGGCGCAGUGUACAAGUACGACCUGUCAGUGCCCGUCUCACAGCUGUACGGCCUCGUUGAUGAGAUGCGCUCCCGCCUAGAGGGCAGUGCAGCGCAGGUGGUGGGGUAUGGGCAUCUGGGCGAUGGCAAUCUGCACCUCAACAUCUCCGCUCCCUCGUAUGACGACAAAUUGUUGGAGCGGAUAGAGCCAUUCGUGUACGAGUGGGUGGCGGGGCGGCAGGGCAGUGUGAGUGCGGAGCACGGCCUUGGGCUCAUGAAGGCCAACGCCAUCCACUAUAGCAAGGACCCCCAAGCGGUGGCAGUGAUGAAGAGGGUGAAGGCGCUCUUUGACCCCAACGGCAUCCUCAACCCCUACAAGCUGUUGCCCUCCUCGUGA